This is a messenger RNA of Drosophila mojavensis, 609 nucleotides long. RefSeq lists its product as uncharacterized. Gene Ontology annotation, cellular component: nucleus. Gene Ontology annotation, biological process: transcription initiation at RNA polymerase III promoter; transcription by RNA polymerase II. Lineage: Eukaryota; Metazoa; Arthropoda; Insecta; Diptera; Drosophilidae. The coding region runs from base 111 to 416 and encodes 101 amino acids. The record is from RefSeq and is a predicted model, not a curated record. The transcript is spliced from 2 exons.
UUUAACAGUAAACAAGGGAUGCUGGCAUAACAGCUCUGUAUUUGGUUAGUGAUUUUGUUAAGUUAGUGCACUAACCAUAGAACAGUGGUUAUUGUUUGCAAGUGGUUAAAAUGCUGCAGUCAAACCGUGUCUUGCUAAAAGAGCAGACUCAUUUAUAUGCCAUAGAAAAGAAGCUAGUCAGGGUGCUGCCCGUUAUUCAGGAAGCAUUGAAUUCGCUUAAGGUUGAGGAGCUGCAUUUAAAAUCCAAUUCAGUGCAUCAAGUGACGUCCAUGGAAUCAUCAAAUGUGGGCAUGAGUCGGGAAAUCUGUGAUCAAAGCAUGACCACACCGAAUGAGGAAAUAAACCGUCAGGAAAUUGACUUGCAGUUAUUCGAAAACGACUUUCAACAGUUUGAUGUGGAAAUUGAAUCGGACUGACCGAAAUUACAGCUGUUCACAAUCAUUUAUUGGUACAAAUUUAGCUAAUUGAAAAUAUUUGCCAAACUCAUUGCGUACUAAAUUAAAACUAUUUUAAAAUAAAGUAAUUAUAAAAUGUUUCCAUAUUUGUGAAUUACCGGUAAAAUCACUCAAAGAAAGUAAACUAAACUACUAAAGCUAUGUAUGCAUUAUA